Amborella trichopoda is the source of this 2332-nucleotide messenger RNA. RefSeq names its product putative inactive ATP-dependent zinc metalloprotease FTSHI 3, chloroplastic. Gene Ontology annotation, cellular component: chloroplast thylakoid membrane. Gene Ontology annotation, molecular function: ATP binding; ATP-dependent peptidase activity; ATP hydrolysis activity. The record is from RefSeq and is a predicted model, not a curated record. NCBI's taxonomy places the organism in Eukaryota, Viridiplantae, Streptophyta, Magnoliopsida, Amborellales, Amborellaceae. Gene Ontology annotation, biological process: proteolysis.
CUUGAUAUCCUGGGGAAUCUCCUCUCUCCUCUGAAACUGCUAAAAUUUCACUGACAAUAUAGGAAAAAUUAGGAGUUACUGUGUCUAAAACCCUAAACCUUUUUUCUCAUCUUCUUCAUUUCUAUAUUACUUGAUUCUGGUGCAUCAAUGAGGAAUUAGUCCUUAGUUUUAUUGUUCAUGGCUGCUCUUCGUGUAUCAUUGAGCUCUGGUAUCGAGCUUCUCCAUAUUUGUAGCUGCACCAGUAAGCUUAUUCCAGGGCCCAAUAAAGAUUUCCAUGGAAUCUCUUUGAGCUUCAGAGGAAAACCUAGGGUUCAGUUAGGAAGGCUUCGAACGCCGGCACCUUCUGUAACUCCUUCUUUGCUCACAAGUGGUAAUGAUUCAAUGAAUUUUGUGCAUUUGAUGAAUUCAUACGAAUCUCUCUCUGGGAAGAAAACCCAAUUCAGGAUUUGGGCACAUGGUGAGUCUAACGAGAGAAUGAGCGGUGGUUUGAAAAAGCGUUUCUUGCUUGGUUUGAAAAAGCGUUUCUCGCUUCGGUUGAGGCCUCGCUUGCGAUUGUUAUCGGCUAAGCUGAAGAGAGAAUUCUCCAUGGAGAGACUAGAAGAAAUGUUGGUACUGUUGCGCAGGAAUUCAAAGAGAGUUACUCUCUCCACUUUAAUGGCAUUAGUGUUGGGUUUGUGUUAUGGGUUUCUCAAGCUAACAGCAAUGCCUCAACCUAAAACAGUGCCAUAUUCAAAUUUGAUCACAAACCUUCAAUCAGGCUGUGUUUCCAAGGUUCUUUUCGAAGAGGGUUCCCGUCGGAUAUAUUUCAAUAUAAACACUGAUUCUCAUAUUGAUUCCAAGUCAUUUGAUGAUGUUUCAUCAAUAUCGGAGAGUAAAAAAGUGGGUUUUCAUGAAUCAGAAGCUGCUUCAUCUGAGAAAGCUGCUUCAUUUGAGAACAAUAGUAAGAAAUUUGGGUUUGGUGAGAAAGGCAAAGCUCGGGGGCAAACAGAGUGGCAGUACCUGACCAGAAAAAUCGACCAUGAUGAGAAUUUUCUACUUGGUUUGAUGAGAGAGACAGGAACUAUGUAUAGCUCAGCUCCCCAGUCAGUUCUCAUGUCUAUGAGGAGUGUGUUGAUCACUAUUUUAUCUCUUUGGAUUCCAUUGACUCCUUUGAUGUGGCUGCUCUAUCGGCAACUAUCUACUGCUAAUAGUCCAGCAAAGAGGCGUCGAACCACCAGUAAAACUGUGAGUUUUGAUGACGUGGAGGGGGUUGAUGCCGCAAAAUCAGAGCUCAUGGAGAUAGUAUCAUGCUUACAAGGAUCAAUUAAUUACAACAAACUCGGGGCAAAGUUGCCAAGAGGUGUGCUUUUGGUGGGGCCUCCAGGAACAGGGAAAACAUUACUAGCACGUGCAGUGGCUGGAGAAGCAGGAGUGCCCUUUUUCUCUGUCUCUGCUAGUGAAUUUGUGGAGUUGUUUGUUGGAAGAGGUGCAGCUCGAAUCAGAGACCUCUUCAAUGUAGCAAGGAAAUGUUCACCAUCAAUCAUUUUUAUUGAUGAGCUUGAUGCAGUUGGGGGAAAACGAGGAAGAAGUUUCAAUGAUGAACGGGACCAAACACUAAAUCAGUUAUUGACAGAAAUGGAUGGGUUUGAGUCAGAUAUGAAGGUGGUUGUUAUUGCUGCAACCAAUAGACCAGAAGCAUUGGAUCCAGCUCUCUGCAGGCCUGGCCGGUUUUCUAGAAAGGUAUUGGUCAGGGAACCAGAUGAAAGUGGAAGGAGAAAGAUCUUGGCUGUUCAUUUACGAGGAGUUCCGUUGGAGGAGGAUCCAAAUGUGAUCUGUAAUCUAGUUGCCUCUCUCACCCAUGGUUUUGUCGGAGCUGAUCUUGCAAACAUAGUUAAUGAGGCUGCCUUGCUUGCUGCUCGGAGAGGUGGUGAAUUGGUGACCAGAGAAGAUAUAAUGGAGGCAGUAGAAAGAGCAAAGUUUGGCAUUAGUGACCGGCCAACAAAUGAAAACUCAAUAACCAAAGAGCUUGGAAAGUUGUUUCCAUGGAUGCCCUCUCUUGUUGGAAGGACUAAUGUUACAAGAGAUGAUGGAUGGCAGCAACCUCCAGGCUACCAAACUCUAAGCUAAUCCUUGACAAGGUACGAGUGCUUAUGUAUUUCCUACACUCUUACUACUAAAAGUGGGUGUCCAGUCUGCCCAGUAAAAUAGAUGGAAAAUUAAAAGGAAUGUUCUUUGAGACUCUUUUUCAAAUGAAAGAUAAAGAGUCUCCAUGUCCCUCAUUUUCAGUUUUGUUGUGUAUUAAUGGAUAUUCUCCUCUUUCUCAAGCAUUUAAUAGAAUUUCUUUUUUUGAAUC